Messenger RNA from Acanthamoeba castellanii str. Neff, 5913 nucleotides. RefSeq lists its product as uncharacterized. The record is from RefSeq and is a predicted model, not a curated record. Bases 1 to 5913 code for a protein of 1970 amino acids. The transcript has 22 exons. Lineage: Eukaryota; Discosea; Longamoebia; Acanthamoebidae.
AUGCAACAGCAGCAACAGAGCAAACAAGCAGAGAUGCAACAGCAACAGCCGCUGUCUGCCGAAAAGCUGAGGAGCCUCCUGUUCGCGCAGGGCGUGGAGGAGCGCGUAGAAGUGAACCAGCGGCACCUCAUCGACAAGAUCCUCGCACGCUACAGUUCCGAGUUCACGCUGUUCCGGGAGCUCAUACAGAACGCCAACGACGCUGGGGCCUCUCACGUGGAGGUGCGCCUGAGCACCGGGGCGGGCGCAGCCUACCAGCCCGCUACCCACGCCGACGACGGCGGUGGAGGGGAGACUUCACCAUCAUCGUCUUCCUCCUCCAUCGUGUCAUCCGCUUCAUCAGCCGCCUCGGCCAUUCUCAACAUCUUCAAGUGGGGCUCCACCUGGUCGUCGACCUCUUCUUCAUCGAGUGAUGACUCGUCGUCGGCCGGCAACGAGCCGGCAGCGAAGAAGAAGGGCAAGGCCGGCAGCGCGGCCGGCGAGCUGCGACGAUUCGGCACCUGCGUGGCCACCGAGAUCGAGAUCAGAAACAACGGACGCACGUUCAGCGGCGACGACUGGAACCGUGUGCGCAAGAUCGCUGAGGGCAAUCCCAACUCUGAGGCGUGCGGCAUGUUCGGCGUGGGCUUCUAUUCGGUGUUUGCGGUGACGGAGCAGCCGAUCGUCAGGUCCGGUGACGAGUACCUCGCGUUCCACUGGAAGGGCGACAUGCUGGUCACCACCCGGGGCCAGAUCGAAUCCGACGCGCCGGCGGCGCAGAAGGCCGAGGACAAGAAGUGGGUCUCCUUCAUCCUCGAGGGGCGCGAGCCCCUGCCGCUCGAUCUCGACCAACUGUGCAAGUUCCUGGUCAAGUCGGUGGCGUUCACGACCAACGUGCGGCAGAUCACGCUGCUGGUGCGCACGGACACCUCGUCGGGCGACGCGACGUCCAUCAAGGUACCGCCAAAGAGGAAUCCCAACCAGCUCGCCAAGCUACAGAAAGACGGACUGGGCUUCAUGACCAUCGCGUCGCUGGAGGAGCACCAGCGGGUGGUGGAGGUCACGAUGUACCCCGAUACGACGCCAUCGUAUCGGGUCAGCACGAGGCAGCUCGCGGCGCAGGUCGACGUCCAUUGGGGCCUCGUGCCGACCUACCUGGAGAACAUGAAGCGCAUCCUCAAGAAGAGUCCACCCUCGCGCACCAACAUUCUGAUGCUCUAUAAUUUCGAAACGUUGGACCAAGAGCGAGACCAGUUUGUGGCUGAUCUAUUUCCGAGCCCGAACAACGGGCACAUUUACAUCGGCUUUUCGACACAUCAGACCACGGGUUCGGGCUUCCACAUCGCUGCCCAGUUGAUACCGACGGUCGAGCGAGAAAAUAUUGAUUUCCAGGACGUGUACAUAUCCAACUGGAACUGUAAUCUUCUUUCGGUGGCCGGCCAGGUGUCGCGUCUGUACUAUGACCACGUGCUGGCUUCGCUGGCGCACGUAGUGCCGACCGAAGAGACUCCUCAAUCACUGGCAGACCAAGCCACCAUCGCCAACCUGCUCGAGGCAUACAGCCACCCGAGCACGCAGGUGAACACCCUGCUCUCGCAGUACUACUUUCUGUCGCCGGACACCCUGCAGCCGGGCAACGACCUGCCCGUGCCCUCGGCCUCGGGCGUCAUCCCGUGCCGCGUGGCUCGGUUGCCCCAUCUCCGCAUGGAGGACUUCAUCGCCGCCGCCAGGCCCAAGGGCGGCAGCAAGCAACCGUCAUACUCCAUCAUCCCACGCCCGCUCUACAACAAGUGCCAACGGUUCUUCCAGCAGCUGGUGAAGCGUAAGUUGGUGAAGAAUGUGACGCUCGACGAGAUGCUGGAGAGCGUGCAGCGACGCCGGUUCUCGUUGGACGACCUGGCCGCGCUCGUCAAGUGGUACAACGCGUCCGACGUGCAGCAGGAGCUCUUCGGCAAGAACCUCAAGGAGAAGAACACCGCCAAGCUGCUCAGCGCCACCACCGUCCUGCUCACCGCCGCCGACGCCGACACCGCCGAAGCCGAGACCACCGACGAGACCGCCGCCGUGGUCGAGCAGAACCUGGGCAAGGUCAAGUACUAUGCGCUCAACAAGGCCAUGCGCGCGCUGCCGGUGCCGCUCGGCACCGCGCACCCGGCCGUGGCGGCCCUGUGCAAGAAGGAGCUCAUGCACCGGGGCUUCGGGUGGGCCGAGCUCUCGUUCGCCGAGUGGUGGAAGCACGUGAAGCGCAACCCGCAGUUCCUCCGGGGCGAGUUCGGGCCUGUCGACACCAAACGGAAGACUGCGCUGGUCGAGGUGGAGGCCCGGCGGGCGGCGGUGGAGCUCCAGCGCGAGCAGUACCUCAACCUGAUGGUCUUCAUCGCCGAACACCACGCCAAGGCCACCGCGCAGCUCAAGCAGGAGAUCGUCACCAUGCUCCAGUUCAAUCCAUCGAUCCUCAUCGAGGACGAAGACGACAACGUUGACAAUAACGACAAGCCGCCGACACUGACCUUCCGUAUGCCGCCGGACACGUACCAUCCGCGAGUGCAGCUGUUCAGGGACAUCGUGCACGUGUCCGAUGAGCUCCUGCACAAGGUGGGCAAGGCCUUCCUGGCCCAGCUGGGCGUGCGCGACACGGUCGAGCUCAAGAUCGUAUUCGAUCGCCUCGAGGAGCUCUCCUGGGACAUCCAGGACCUGGUGACGUUCCUGGCCGAGCGACAGACUUCGUUCACCACCGCAGACUGGGAGCUGCUGAAGCGGUCUUCGUUCCUGCCGGGCAUCGUGCACCAGCGCGCCAGCGUGAACACCGCCGAUGCAGCCGCCGACACGGCUUCCACGGGCCGUGACGUCAGCACGGUCGCCAAAUCGCAGAUGCGCAAAGCCUGCGAGCUCUACUUCCCGCACCCGGAGAUCGUUGAACUGGGCUUCGAGGUGCUCGCCUGGCCCAAGCCCGAGAGCCAGCUGGCGGCUGGCGAGGCCCAAGUCACCGCCACCGCCGGUGAAGAUGAGCCGGUGGAGGUCAAGCCGGCGCGAGGCCCCGCUGCAGCCAAGAGAGCCCGGGCGAUUAAGAAGAAGGCCUCACUAAAGGGAGCGGCUGACGGCGAGUUCUUGCCGACAUCCAAGCAGGCCCAGCUGCUGUUCAAGAUCGGCCUCAAGAACGCGCCCAGCAUCCACGCCCUCGUCAAGCUGGCGGCUGCCUCGAAUUCCUCUUCCGCGUCGUCGUCGUCGUCGGCCGUCUCGUCUGCGCUGCCGUUCCAGUUGCUCGCCGACACCGAUGACCCGAUGCGGAACGCGGUACUGUCGUACCUGGAGAAGCACGCGGCCGAGAUGAUCAGCGCCGAGCCCUCGUUCACCGCGACCAACGUCACCGCGCCCUUUCUGCCGGCCACCCUGCCCGCCGGCUCCGCCUACGCGCGAUCCCUCAAGCGCAAGGCCCGGCCACGCCUGCGCCGACCGAGCCCGCCGCCCUCUUCCGCGGAAAGAAUCGGAAAGGCCGAACGCAGGCGCAGGCGCAACCCACCGACGGGCGAGCAGGACCUGCUGACCAGGCUGACGCCAGCAGGCGAAGCGGAGGGACCCGAGCAAGUGGUGAGCGUGCUGUGCCAGCCCGGUGCGUGCUUCCUCAACGACUCGCCGUUCGGGUUCCCCGUGGUGGUGCCCCGAUGGAGGGACCUCGCCCAGCGGCUCGGCGUAGCCGCACACCCGCCGCUUUCCUUCAUCCUUGACAUGAUCGUCCGUCAGCCGCCGAUGACGAUGACCGAAGCGCAACAGGUGUUCGCGUACCUCUUCACGCGCAUCAACGACUUCAAGAAGCAGGACUGGGCCGUGCUGCAGGCCUCGGCCUUCGUGCCGGUCUUCACCGACGAUGUGGGACCACCCACCACGACUAACGCCGGUGCCGGCGACGACCACCACCGCCACCAGCCCAAGAAUGUCACGCACGCCAAGGUCCACCAGGUCUUCAUUCAUGAGAAUCCUGCGACCGCCCUGGCGACCAAGCCCGACGCUGAGCAAGAGGAGAAGGCCACCACCAACACGCCCAACCGAGGCGGCCACCAGCAGCAGCAGCGGCGGCUCAAGGGCAAGGCCAAGGGUAAGAACAGGCGAAGCAACAACGCCGACAACAACAGCGCGACGACCAUGGACGAGCCGCGCAGGGACACCGGCGGCGGCGGCUUGCAUACCUCACCGCGCGAGGUCUACGACAAUCUGCUGGACUUUGUGAAUUUCGGGAGUCGCGCCAACUUCUUCCUGCGGAGCUGCGGCGUGGGUGAGGUGCCCUCGGUCGAGCAGCUCGCCCAGAACUUCAUCCACCACCACAAACGCUUCCUGGCCAAGAACGGCGUUCGACGAUACCUGCAGCUGCUCAAGAUCUUCGCGACGGCCUUCCCGCAGCUGACCGGCUCGGCCGCGCUGGUCAACCAGCUGGCCCAGACCCCCUUCUGCGUGGCCUACCAGUACGACGAAGAAGACCAGCUUCAAGCGGAAUCUGGUAGCAAUGCCAGGAAUGCAAGGAAUGACAGGAAUGACGCGUCGACGCGCGAGGUGGCCGUCAUGAAGCGCGCCAGCGAGUGCUAUCUGAUCGACAACGAGCGGCUGUGCAAGCUCUUCAACCCGCCCCGGGUGCCGCCAGUCGAGGGCUCGGCCGUGCUCGUGCGCAUGUACGAGGAGCUCGGCGCCCGGUGGGUCACCGCCGACCUCCAGCAGAAGACCAUCCCACGUGGCACGCCCCGGCUCACCGACGCCACACGCCAAUUUAAGCAGCUCCUCGCCGAACGGAAGCCACUGUUGACGCACACGAUGCAGGGCAAGAAGCGGAAGCAUCUGCGACCCGAGGCCGAACGAAUGCUCGAUCAGCUCACGAUCUACGCCGUCGAUCGAAUCGAGCGCGUGCUUCAGUUCAAGGGCGGCAAGAAGGUGCACGAGGAGGCCAGCGUCAGCAUCGUCCAGCGCCGCAAAGACGACGUGUGCCUCUACAUCACCGACGGUGGUGAUGUUGACUACUUCGAUGUGGGGAGCGAGCUGGUGCCGAUGCUCUACGCGAAGCCCAAGCACGACGACGCGCUCCUCGUGGCGAUGCUCCUCCAGACCUCCAUUCCGGCCCUGCGGCGCGGAGGGUGGCCCGUUGACCGGCUGCUGCAGCUGGGCCGGGACGAGGCGGCCGCGCCAUCUGCGGGCAAGCCCGACGCGUACCACCCGCUCGCGGCUAUAAAGGCGGGCGACGGCCAUGCUGACGUCACGCCGACGUCCACCUCGACCACCUCCGAGCCCCAACUGCGCACCACCCGCGGCGAAGAAGAGGAGCAGCUCGUCCAAUCCAACACCUACAAAGAAAGUACGCACACGAGGGACGAUCGACGGUCGGCGUCGGGCCGGGACCACCAGCGGGAGAUGAAUCGGCAGCUGGGCCUGGCCAUGCGGGGCUUCUCGGCCCAGGCGCCCGCGCGGGUGCGGCAGGAGGCCGGCGAGAAGCGGAGCGUGCACUACAGCUGCGAGGUCAUCCCGCAGCAGACCCUCCGCAAGCUCGCCACCGUCCAGGGCGUCGACCUCUACCUCGAAGACGGCGUCGACUCGGCGGAUGAGUUGAUGGAGGCGGCGGAGGGGAUGGCGGCGUUGCUGCGGAAGCUGGCGGGGCAGAUCUUCUCGGUGCCGCUGCAGAGCUUUAAGAUGUUCGUGGCCCACUCGGGCAACCGCAUCGCCUUCAACCUCCAGCGCGCCGUCUACUUCAACCUGGGCAUCUACGCCGACCUGCACCAUGGAAGGAGCGCGGCGGAGGCGAUGUCGUUCUGGUACAUGACGACGUGCCACGAGCUGGCCCACAACUCGUUCGAACUGCACAACGAGGAACACGGAGCGCUGCUCGAGUGGAUCGCCCACGCCUACAUGCCCGUCCUCCACAAACACCUCCCGCCAGCCACCACCCGCAAGGGCUAA